CCCUUCCCCUUCUGCCUCCCUGACCCAGGCACGAUGCUGCUGCUCCUGCUGGGCCUGCUGGGCCCUGCCGCCUGCUGGGCCCUGGGGCCGGCUCCGGGCUCGGGCUCGACGGAGCUGCGCUCGGCCUUCUCCGCCGCACGCACCACCCCGCUGGAGGGCACAUCGGAGAUGGCGGUGACCUUCGACAAGGUGUACGUGAACAUCGGCGGCGACUUCGACGCGGCCACAGGCCAGUUCCGCUGCCGCGUGCCCGGCGCCUACUUCUUCUCCUUCACCGCUGGCAAGGCCCCACACAAGAGCCUGUCGGUGAUGCUGGUGCGCAACCGCGACGAGGUGCAGGCGCUGGCCUUCGACGAGCAGCGGCGGCCGGGCGCGCGGCGCGCUGCCAGCCAGAGCGCCAUGCUGCAGCUCGACUACGGCGACACGGUGUGGCUGCGGCUGCACGGCGCCCCGCAGUACGCGCUCGGAGCCCCGGGUGCCACCUUCAGCGGCUACCUGGUGUACGCGGACGCAGACGCGCCUGCGGUGAAGCACCUGUCUAGCCCGUCAGAUCGUGACUGUUCCCUUCACCAGUUUGAAAAGCUUGAGUCACAGGCCUAUGGGAGGGCAUGA
Messenger RNA from Suricata suricatta (meerkat), 612 nucleotides. It is a transcript of the gene C1QTNF4, whose product is annotated as C1q and TNF related 4. The transcript is spliced from 2 exons. Bases 34 to 612 code for a protein of 192 amino acids. Gene Ontology annotation, molecular function: protein binding. The record is from RefSeq and is a predicted model, not a curated record. Lineage: Eukaryota; Metazoa; Chordata; Mammalia; Carnivora; Herpestidae.